UAAUGGCACGUGAAGUUAACACAUAAAUACAAAGAAGAGUGAUUACGAUUAACUUACAAGAUUGGACUUAACGCAGGCAUAAAAUCGGUAGAGAUACCACAAUAUAAAUUAAUGUUAUUAUAUAUUUAAUUGUAAGCUUUGCAUAAACAAACGUUAAUUUGUUUUAGUGAUUGUUCACAUGGAAACAAAUGUACGACUUAAAACCCAUUCAGAUGAUCCAUCUGAAAUACAGUUGUUGCUGCAACAAACACAUGAUGAGGCGUUACAGAAAAAUGAAUGUGCAACAAAACAUUGGAUGAAACUGCAGGAUGAACACAUGACUCUGCAUUCUCAUCUAGGCAUACUUCCUGAUAAGUUGUCUCAUGAAGUGAUGGUCCCUAUAGGAUCCAAGGCACUUAUGAGAGGAAAGAUGGUUCAUACAAAUGAAAUACUAGUUUGCCUUGGUGAUGGUUGGUUUGUGAAAUGCAGUGCUAAGGAAGCAGCUGAAAUAUGUGACAGGCGGAUAAAGUUAUGCAAUGGUAUGCUGAAAGACUUGGAGAGAGAACACAAUUUGUUUCUUGCAAGAAAGCAGCUUCCCUUUGAACAGGACGCUUUUGGAGCUGAUUCUAGGAAAGAAAUAUUAGAACCAUAUGAUGAGAAGGAAGAGGCGAAGUGGAAACUCCAGCAUCGUCAGAAGGAAAAAGAGUAUCGGCAGAAGCUGAGUGAACUGCGUAACAAAGAGAAAACUAAGAUUUAUGAUGAAGAAAGUUUAUGGAAAAGGUUAGAUGAGUUAGAAGUGCAAGAGGAGUUAGAACAGGAAAUUGACAGGUUGCAUGCAGAUCAGAGAGAUGUAGAAUAUGAUGAAAGUAGUGAAGUUGAUACAGAGGAGACUGAAGCCAUGGAAGAUGAUCUUAUUGAUAAUUUGCUUUUGAGAGAACAAUGCGUCGGAGGGAAUGGCCUAAUAAAACAGAAGAUUGUAACGUAUGAGCAUUCUACAUUAAAUGAGACACAUGAACCUGGAGACAUUUUUAAUUCACAGAGCACAAGUUCAGCAUCUCAGAAAUCUUCAGCCAGACAUGUAUCAUUUGCAGAUGAAGGGACUCCAAAAAUAAAUGAUAGUGAAAGUGAUUCAAGUGUGGAAUCAAUAAGGAUUGAAUUUUGUCAUACUCCCAUUGACAGCCAAACACAAGGAAGUAGAAAGUCUGAAGAGCAUCCAAUACAAACUCCAGCUGAUAUUCAUAAACACAUUAAAGAACUGAUGUCAAAAGAUGCGUCACCUAAGCCAAUACUGAAGAAGAAGUCAGCUGAUUUGGAGAGUAGUAGUGGCAUAGAACUGCAACGGAUGAAAUGGCUUAAUCAGCCAGACUCUGUUCCAAUAACUCAGGAAAUGGAAGAACCUUCAUGGAACACCCUAGCAUCACAGCCUUUACAAUUGGAAGAGUGCCCUGUGGUCUUUGGGGAUGUAUUUGAGCACACUUCAGAAGAGCCAUCAUCUCGACCACAACCACCUACACAAACUCGCCCUACUAGUAGAUUCAAAGCUGCAAGAUUAGCAUCCAAGAGGUGACAGGAGUCUUCCUAAACAUGUGCCAAUUUUAUCUGUAACUCUGUGGACUUCUGAAUUGAAAUACUUUGGCAUGUUCUUGCAGUCUGUAUACAUUGUACUAUGGAAACUGUCAUGUAUGUUCAUGUUUAUUUUUCUCCUCAAAAUAUAUCUGCACAGGGAAGGUGGAGACAGUA
Molecule: messenger RNA, 1719 nt
Organism: Zootermopsis nevadensis
Lineage: Eukaryota; Metazoa; Arthropoda; Insecta; Blattodea; Termopsidae
Gene: uri
Product: unconventional prefoldin RPB5 interactor
Biological process (GO): negative regulation of phosphatase activity; negative regulation of transcription by RNA polymerase II
Molecular function (GO): phosphatase inhibitor activity; chromatin binding; transcription corepressor activity
Source: RefSeq, a predicted model, not a curated record